CUCUGAUAUUGACUUUAAAUGAUGAAGUAAGUGACCGGGCGCGGCAGGUAAUUCAUGAGCGACUCGGAUAGCAAUGCAUUCUUAUCGAAUCAGUGAGUACAUGAGUAUCUACGACGUCGACACGUCAUCUGCGGCUUCGACCCAUGAAGGAUCGCUCACGACUCGUGGGUGGCACGACCUAGUACAUGAACCACUACAUCGCUCGGUGGAGCUGCUGGCAGGUCGGAGACUCACCUUAUACCUCGUUCGCCGACGUCGCAACCACCGUGAUCCCGACGACUACGACAGCACUAAGAACUACAAGUGUGUGCAUGGGAGAGACAGAUGAUAAUGUACAGUUCGUUGUCUUUCCAACCUGCAAACCAAUGACUGCACGGCCACCGGGUGUGCGCGUACAGCGCGCGCACCGUGCCCGCGGCCCGCCUCCCGGACCACGGUCGGAACGUGUCUCGGCGGUGCAACACCGUGUUCACGACGAGUUGCACAAUGGAGCACAUCAUACCCUUGCCAGGUGCAACACCGCACUCCAUCUUCAGCUCGAUGUGCGCGUGACGCGCGUUCGAGAGGCGGAAAUGAACCUUAUCAAUGAGCCACAGCCCAUGUCCCUCGGCGAGUUGCUACACCGUGACAAGGCCGCGUUAGUGCUUGACGGUGUUGUACUCCGAGAUCAAUUAGUACAUCCGAGUCGCCGUCUCUUGCGGACGUACUACUCAAGCAAUAUGCCUAGCACACAGCACGUUACACUGGGCUCAGGCUGCCAAGCCGUGACACUGAGACUAGAAAUGUCUGAGUCCAGUUGGCCAUGCGACGAAGUCCGCGCAUCAAUAACGUCGCCAAAGGGCAGGGUGCGAUGGAGCGACGGUAGUAUGUAGCCGCAACCAUAUGUAACGCAAGCCUUGUGCUUGUGUCUUUGUGACAAGCAGGGUGGAUGACGAUCAACUUGACGACAGGACUCACCCUUCAGAUUGAGUGCCGCGUGAAUGUGCUUCCGCACCCUGGGACGGGACACACAAAGUUCGCCGGCUGCUUCCUCCGCUUCUGGCUCGCAUCCGCGGUACUCGGCGCCGUCACAUUCACCUUCGCGAUGUGCACGGGC
Messenger RNA from Fomitopsis serialis, 1096 nucleotides. RefSeq lists its product as uncharacterized. The record is from RefSeq and is a predicted model, not a curated record. Lineage: Eukaryota; Fungi; Basidiomycota; Agaricomycetes; Polyporales; Fomitopsidaceae. The transcript has 2 exons. The coding region runs from base 186 to 872 and encodes 228 amino acids.